CACAGCCGGCGGGCAGCGAGGGCGAGCUGUGUCCUCCGGACAGCCUGGGCUCGGCAGGAAGCAGCACCACACUGGCUUCAUCCGUGAUCGAGGUGGAGGCUGAGCGGGACGACCCCAGGCUGACCCCGCAGCUGCAGAGCCACCAGCAGGAGGAGGACGAGGACGAGGAUUUGGCGCCGCUCGGCCCGCCCCCCAUGCUGUCCAUCACGGAGGAGAUCCUGGAGUUCAUCAACCAGAGCAGAGCCAGGGAGGGACUCGCCGCCAUCCACGCUGGCACCACGGACCAGCGCCUGGAUCGGCCGGAAGAGAGGCCUCCGCCGGCGGACCGGUCCAACUUCACCUGCCCCCUCCCCCCGGUCACACCUGACCACGAAGCGGGAACAUCGCCGCCGCCGCCGCUGCAAGAGGAGGAGGAGGAGGCGGAGGCAGCGGUGGAGGGCGAAGCCCCCUCCGGAGAUCUAAUCCAUGAGACUUUUACUCAAGUUUCAGAUGCUACAAGUUCUGGGAAAGAAACUGAAGUGGUGAAAGAGGAAGAGGAGGAAGGCGACCGAGGCAUCGAUCCACCCAAGACAUCAGACCACCAUCCCUCCACCGCCGCCGCCGCAGACGCAGGAACUAACACGGGCAGUAAGUUACCCAAAGAAGAGGCCAAGACCUCCUCCCAAAGUCCAGACCUCCUCCACGCCCCCCUCCAGAAGAGCCGCCCCCCCACCAGAGCCUCCCACCUCACCAAGAGAGACAAGAAGAUCAUCGAGAAGAUCCGGAGCUACUACGAGGCGGCGGCAGAGGCGGAGGAGGACGAGGUGGCGGCGCUGCCGCCGGCGGCGGAGGAGGAAGAAGAGGAGGAUGAGGAGCUCGGGGACGGAGGAGCGCCGCAGAGACGGAGGGGCAGCUUCUCCCAGAUCCCCUCCGGAUUGGUCAAGGAGUCGGUGUCCCGCUUCAGCCUGAGCGACCACCAGGGGGAGCCGGAGAGGUCCAGGGAGGAGGGUCCCGGGGAGUCCUGGUACCCUCCUGGUCCCGUCCCGUCCCCCGGGGAACCGGUCAACGCCCCAACGAACCUGGGUGAGACGGAUCCUCCACCCCGAGCAGAUUCGAACCGCCAGCCGAACACAAUUCCCGAAGAAGACGGUGAGUUUCAGGAGCAAAGAACCGGAGAAGAACCGGCGGAGGUGGAGGCGGAGCCUGAGCUGGAGGCGGGGCCAGAGCUGGAGGCGGGGCCAGAGGACGCUGAAGGAACAGAGGACCAAGAUUGGAAGUCAAAAGAAGGAAUCAUCGAAGAAGACGAGACCAGCGUUGGAAACCAAUCGGUCUUCAGUCGGAGCGGGUCGGAGCCCAUCAGAACCCAAACAGAACCGCCGACAUCACCACUGCCCCAAGACGCCAAAGCCCAGAACUCUGCGUCUGGGACCAGGAACCGGGAUCUGGCGAAGCCCAGCGGGAGCCUGGACGGGCUUCCCUGCCAGAUCAAAGUGGGCCGCUGGUCCCGCCACUCCCGGAUCGUCACGGCCAACCGGGCCCUGUUCGAGAGCAUGGUGUCCGACGUGGCCGGGAUCGGCCUGUUCGAGGUGAACCCGGUGGCGGACGCCGUCCUCAUCGAGAACUCCGAACGCAUCUUGAGCAAGGUCCAAACGCUGGCCCAGAUGUACAGCGCCAAGGCCAGCACCAUGAAGGUGCCGCUGCACCAGAAACGGACCGGUUCUGCACAGAACCAGCCGUGGGUCUCGACCAGGCUGUCUGGGCGUUUCAGUCAGAACCAGAGUCAGAACCAAACCCAGGUCCAGAUCCAGAGACAGCUGGAGCUGGAAGCAGAGGUCAAGAGUGAAACCCAAACCUGCUCUGAGACCAAAGACGAGACCCAGAACGUCCCAGAAUCCAGGCAGAGAUCAGACCGGACCUGCAGUCAGAACCAGGUCCAAACCGUGGCCCGGGAGGAGAAAACAACCCUGGAGGACCGGACUGUCGAGAGGACAGAGAUUCUGGCAGAUGAUUUACGAGGGAACCGGGCCUGUGAGCCGCAGGUGUCGGGCCACCAGAACCAGGCGGGGGGGUUCUGCCUCUCCCGGCCCAGAGACUCCCUCUCCGCCGCUCCGGGACAGAACCUCAGAAACGAGUCGCUGACCCGUUUACCGGCAUCCGGCUCCUCCGCCGAACCGCCCACGGCCUCAUCAGAACCCGCCCAGAAACCCGAGGCCCCAGCGCCGCGGGUCGGGGGGGGAGGAGGAGGAGAUCCUGUUUACGCUGCUGCUGAAGAGCCUCAGGCGGCCGACGGCUCGGAUCAGAACGGAAGCUCCUCCGACCCGGCGCCGGACUCGGUCCCGGGCCCCUCCGGGUCCGAGGACCAGCAGGAAGAACCCUGCAGCGGAGACGAGGACGAGGCUCCGGGAGCGAGGGAGGCGUCUGGACCGGGUCGCGGCGCCGCUGAGCCCCCGGAGACGCCGCGGGACCAGGCGGCGAGCCCCGGCCCUCCCCGACCGCCCUCGGCGCCGGCAGACGACUUCCUCCCGACCUUCACCAGCCGGAGGCCGACCGACCUGCCGGCCGCUCUGGGGAAACGGGCGUCCUCCGACCCGUGGACCGGCGCCGCGGGACGGGACCUCAGGAAACCGGCUGAGUUGGACGCUGGAUCCUUUACGAGUGGGCCGUUCUCCAGGACACCCAGCCUUCUGAAGAGACCCAACCCCCCCACUGCCCCCUCGGCCUUCAAACCAAACCUCUCACGACGCUCCCCUUCUCCAUGCAGAGCCCCCCCCACCUCCUCGGUGCGAGCUUCUCCUUGCCCCUCGCCGUUCAGAGUCAUUCCCUCUCCGACUCCCGGUUUCACCUCCCCGAGCUGCACCUCCGCCGCUCUGUCAUGUUUAUCCCCAACUCCUUCCUCGGUUUCCUCCGUCAGAGCCCCGCCCGCCCCCUCUCCGACUCCUCCCACGUCAUCUGGGAGGCCGCCGUCGUCCAGGACGGGUCCAGCUUCCCCUCCUACACCAUCACCCUCCCUGUGCUCACCUCCGUGUCUGUCUCCCACUGCUCCACCUUCUGCCUUCACCAGAUCGUUAGCCGCUUCCUGCAUCAGCCAGUCCAUCAGUCAGAGCAUGGCUAAGAACAUCACGGCCCGGCAACAAGCCCCGCCCAUAAACACGGUCAACCAGAGCCCUUGUUCCACCCCUCUUCUGCGAAGGCGGUCGCCUUCCCCUAAGCUCCCUCUGGACCCCCAAGGCACCAGCACUCUGGCUUAUACCCAGCUGGGAUUCGCCAACGAUGGGUACCAGCCUCCUCCGAGGAGUACCCCGUCAACCCUCCGGUCCUCGUGUCCCUCACCGUCCCUCAUGCAGUCCCCUCCUCCUUUCCUUCCCGAACACUAUCCCCUCCCGCCCCAUCGCCAGCCACCCUGCUCCCCAUCCCCUUCCCCCCGACCCUCCUUCCUUCACCACAAAACCGAUUCGUCGCACAAUGCCAACAACAACAACAGUGCCAGCGGUUGGUCCCCAGGUCCCCAGAGGGCGCUGCUGGCUAACGGUGGCUCUAAUCCCGGGGCGGCGCCGCAGAGCCACAGUCCCGUGUGGUCGCCAUCACACAACCGAGUGGCCCGACCUUUUUCUGCAUCUGAACCCAGCUCGCGGGUUCAGAGUCCCUCUCCCUCGCCAACGCCGGCGUCGUUUACCCGCCUCUGCUCCCCGCCUCCGCAGCAUAACUACUCAUCCCCGUUGGCCAACAAACCUCCUCACCCUCGCUCCACCAGGGGAGGCGGUGCCAGUUCCCAAAACCCCCUAGGUCUCAGUCUGGAUCUGCCCAGGGCCUCUUCGGCAAGUUCAGGAUUCGGGACUCCUUCGUGCGUUAGCCCACGCAUCCUCUCCCCUCCUCCCAUCGGCGUGCCGGUUUGGACCAAUAAGGUGGCAACUCCUCAGCCUCGAAACCCUCGCCAUACUUCCUCCUCUCCUUCCUUUUCUGUGACCUUGGGCUCGCCGACAUCCCUCUCAGCAUCCGGUCCUCCUCCUGCCCCCCAGACCCUCCGGAGGUCCCUCUCCUCCACCCUGGCGGACCGACCCCCCAGUCCGGCCCAGAGUAGCGCCAGCGGGCAGCGCCGUUCUUGGGCAGACGGCAGCCGGAGAUCCCUGGGAUUUACCGCGAGCACCCAAGGGUCCUUCGACCAUCAGGAAUUUGGUCCGAUUAGUCCGAUAGGUGGAUGGUCCUCGCACGGCGGUUCACCGUCCUGCCUCAGCCCUCGAGCCGGGCUUCAGUCGCCACCCUCGCCCAGCAGGUUUACCCCAGGCCAGGCCACCCCAGCAGGGCACCAUUUCACCAGCGUGCCGUGGCCGGAUGUACAGGAACUAUCCUAUAAUUAUAGUGACUACCCAGAAACAGGCACAUCCACCAUCAUCCCUUCCUCCCCUGCUCCCAUGUCCCCACCUCAUCACGCCCGCCUCGCCUCUCCUGUCCCGUCAGACGCUUCCACCGACUGGGGCGACCCGGAGCUGGAGGAAGGCAACUGUCGCAGCCAGCUCAUCUGUGCUUACGUGCCCCGACCUGCCCAUGAGCAAAGACUGCCCUCCUCUUGCCUGGUUUUCUCCUCCUCAGGAAUGACCUCACCUCCACCUUUCCCCUACCAACACAACAACCUCCCGUCCCAAGUCCAGAGACAGCCUCAGGUCACCGCUACGCCUCUCGUACCCUCAAAGACCCCCCCUUUGCCCUCAGGGUCGUCCCCUCUGUCCUUUAUCAUUUCCUCUCCUACCAAUCAGGGGAACCAGAAGACCAGCUACGCCACCACCGUGAACCUCCAGAUUGCCGGAAGUGGACGCAUAACCUCCUUCAGCACAGCCCAGGUUAGUCUGACCCAGACUCUGCAGGCUGGGUCCGAGACCGGUCCAGGGGGUCCGGGACCGGGACAGCUGGUGAGACGAGUGAGCAUCAACGGACUUUCUCCUGUUCCUCAAACCUGCAACAGGAUAUGAAGGGAGGAGUGACCCAGUCGUUCCCGUCCAGUGGAUGAAAGGCCCUUCGGGGAACUUUACUGGACUUGUUCCCUCUUUGGAUGGACUUCUCAAGAGCUCAGCUUGCUGGCCGCGAUUAAGGACAGGUAUUCACUUCUGAGGUCGUUGGGGCGGCCAUGGCCCAGCGGGUCAUUUCCCCAGCCAAAUUUUCGUUAGUGGUGGUCUGGCGAAGUCUUAUGGGGUCUAAAUUAUCAUAAACAUCCCCACCACAAGAAUUUCCAGAAACCCUUGCGGGACAGAAACACAUCUCUGAUUUGGGUUAACCUGCUUUGGGUCAGGUACCUUUGGGUUCGGUUGACUUGGUGCUGAUUGGAUGUGCUGUUGCUGUAACCACCUUCAUUGUUCCAGAUAAUCACCCUAUUUUAGUUAUCUGCCCUUUGCAAAGCGGUGAAAGGGGGGCACCACCACCACCGGGUGGUGUGGACUUUGCAUGAGUGACUGGAUCUUCCUGGAAAGAACCGAGGGUGAGGUGAACCCAGUUCCAGUCCCAGUCCUCCUGGGUUUUACCCCGGACUCCCACUGAUGGAAACACAGCUAGCUUUGAUCCUCGGGCAGGACUUUGACCCGUGAUACACCCUAAUGUGGACUGACUGUGGGGACAAAACAACCGUAUGUGGGGGGUUUGGUUUGGAAAGACCAUUCAUCUAAUGUGGCACUCAUUUGCAGAUCCAAAUGUGGCAGCGUAAAGCAAACCAAAUGAUGUAUUUCGGGAAGAAAAUAUUGGAAUUCAUUCCUCAAACCGGACCUUUGACUUUGUGUUCCGUAAAAGCAAAAAAGAGAAUAAGUCAGUGAGACGGGAUCGUUCAACAGCUUCGGCUGGAAGUUGGACUUGCUCCGCCGGCAAAAGGACUUCUUGAGGGAGAGACAUUUCCCCAAAAGAGUUUUUAAACUUUUAACGUUUUAAAAAGCCAAAGGACAUGAUGUUUCUGCCGACAAUUUGGACGUCCGGCAUGAAACCAGCGCAGACUGGAAUCCCAGUCACGUUAUGCAUCAUCGUUUUCUGGCUGUGGAUGGCCCCGCGCUUAACUGUGGUCAUUAAUAAUCCGUAUCUUUUUAACCAUUCUUAUCCAUUUCUUUAAUUUUAUUGUUUAUUUAUGAAGUUAGUCUCAUUAUUUUUGGCACUUAGUACCCUUAAAAGUUGUCUUGGUCUUUUUUGCACAGUGUCCUCAGCUCUCGGGUGUGUGUUUUUUGGAGCGUAUGCGUAAUUAAAUGUGUGUUUUAUUUGAAAUGACGUGUCUGCUAAGUUCCCAUUUGACUUCGGACAAAGCUUUAAUCUGCAGUUUUCUUUCUUAAAUCCCAUAUUCGUUCUCAUUUUAAUCCACUUCCGCUCGGCAGAGGUCGGUGUCCCUUCAGAAACCUCCCUGACAUCUGGGUUUCAGUUCAAGUAAAAGGUUUGUUCCUGCCAUGUCAACAGCUGGAUCCCAGAGGUUGGUAAUAGAGCGUGAUGUGAGAUUGAUGUUUUAUGGAAACUGGUUGUUUUUUUUUUUUUAAAAGGGAUAAAUGAAUUUUCAUCUGGUAACCAUGACGAUCAGUGAGAUGUACGGGAAAAUAAAGGUGUGGUCCAAAACCAAA
Molecule: messenger RNA, 6554 nt
Organism: Cololabis saira (Pacific saury)
Lineage: Eukaryota; Metazoa; Chordata; Actinopteri; Beloniformes; Belonidae
Product: mucin-2-like
Exons: 6
Coding region: 195-4943 (1582 amino acids)
Source: RefSeq, a predicted model, not a curated record